ACCUAACGCCGCUGCCUACCGGGAUCUAGCUGCGAGGCAUGGAGUCGCCGAACUGCCGAAGGACUACAACCCCCAGGAAUCACUUCGCGAUGAGGUCAUCAGUUCGCGUCAUGUGGCGUCAUUAAAAAGCCGCCAAGGGAGGGAAGCGGGAGCUUUGCGAUACAAAAUCGUUUUACAGGCAUGGAGGAGAAGCUGAAUAAAGUUGCUUUGUGGUUGAAAAAGACUUUUGGGGAUCAGCCUAUCCCCCCAUAUGAGGCAGAUGCUCGAGCAGUGGAUAUUUUGUUUGAGUUGGCAGAAUGCAAUGAGUCCAGAGAUGGGGACGUCAUUCUGAUAAUUGACGACAUGAAGCAGAAGACAGAGGAGUAUGAAUCAGAUGGCAGCUAUCUACAGGGCCUUCUGGCUGAAAGUUUAAAUAUUUCUCUCGCCGGCCUCUCAAAUGCCAGCACCAGCUACCUGAACACCCUAGUGGACUCAGCCGUAGCCCUGGAAACAAAGGACACUUCCCUAGCAAGUUUCAUUCCUGCCAUCAAUGGCUUGACUUCAGAUCUGCAUGCAACACAAUCAAAAAACAAAGACUUGGAAUGUGAGUUGACCAACCUGAGACAAAAGCUCACUUCGACACUGGUACUGGAAAAGCGUCUACAGGAGUAAGUACUGACGACCUUAAAAAAAACGGAAGAGCUUCUGGCGGUGGAAAAAGCCAAAGCUGAUGGCCGAACUCAGAACAUGAAGUUCUUGAAGGACAAAUCUGAAAACUUCAAAUUCCGAAUCAAGGCAGCGGAGGAACAACUCUCCGCUAGUGGGAUGGAGGCUUCCUUGACGCAUGAGUCUCUAGUGAGUCUCUCAGAGAAACUUGCAGAACUAAAGAAGCAAGUCGCACCUCUGAAGAAGAAAUUGGACUCAUAUUUGGACCUCACGCCUAGUCCUUCUCUUGCUCGAGUGAAGAUUGAAGAAGCCAAGAGAGAGCUGGAAGCGCUCGAGGCGGAAGUUUCUACGAUGGUGGACAUAGCAGCACUUUCGGAGCCUCAAUCUAUCAAACGUCGCUUUACGUAAUGGCACCGACAUGAAAAGGAAGAGGCCCGGUUUAAUAUGUAUCUCCUUGUUAAUGUUUUGAGCACUGGAGUGCUUUCCUUCUUUUUCCUUGAUAUUGUCUUCUCUUCCUCAUCUUCCUUCUUCCAAGGAAAGUAUUUUUUCCCUAUUAAAAAUGUAUAGCUUCCUCUAUUAUUUAAUAUCUACCAUACGCAAUUUUAUAAGAAGUCUCAUCCAGAUCAAUAAAGCAAUCUUUUUGAAAAAGUA
This is a messenger RNA of Heteronotia binoei (common prickly gecko), 1296 nucleotides long. It is a transcript of the gene HAUS1, whose product is annotated as HAUS augmin like complex subunit 1. Gene Ontology annotation, cellular component: cytosol; HAUS complex. The transcript has 9 exons. Lineage: Eukaryota; Metazoa; Chordata; Lepidosauria; Squamata; Gekkonidae. Gene Ontology annotation, biological process: spindle assembly; centrosome cycle. The record is from RefSeq and is a predicted model, not a curated record.